This is a messenger RNA of Colossoma macropomum (tambaqui), 1035 nucleotides long. RefSeq names its product adenosine receptor A1-like. Gene Ontology annotation, cellular component: synapse; membrane; dendrite. Gene Ontology annotation, molecular function: G protein-coupled adenosine receptor activity. Lineage: Eukaryota; Metazoa; Chordata; Actinopteri; Characiformes; Serrasalmidae. The transcript has 2 exons. Bases 1 to 1035 code for a protein of 344 amino acids. The record is from RefSeq and is a predicted model, not a curated record. Gene Ontology annotation, biological process: G protein-coupled adenosine receptor signaling pathway.
AUGGCUAGUAAUGCUAGAUGGGAGUAUGUACCUCUUGAAGUACUCAUCGCUGUAGGAUGUUGCCUGGGCAAUGGGCUGGUGAUCUGGGCAGUGUGGACAUGUGGAGCCCUCAGGCAGCCCACCUUCUGCUUCAUUGCAUCCCUCGCAGUGGCUGAUUUCCUGGUGGGGUCUGUUGCCAUCCCACUGGCUGUGUUGGUGGACAUCCAUAUGAAGACCUCCUUUCAUGGAUGCCUUUUCAUGUGCUGUGUUCUGCUAAUGCUGCAAAUGGCUUCUGUCGUCUUACUCCUGGCCAUUGCAAUAGACCGUUGUCUUCGUGUGCGCAUCCCCCUCACGUAUAAGUCUACAGUCACUCAAAAACGCUCUUGGAUCCUGGUUGCACUCUGCUGGUUCACUGCUGCUGUAUGGGGUUUUAUCCCCAUGUUCGGAUGGCACAAUUAUAAUGUUGUGAAUGGUACCUAUGCGAACUCUACCAGUUUUGAAUGUGGCUUCUUAACUGUUAUUUCCACUUCAUAUCUAGUAAACUUCAUAUUCUUCAGCUCUUUACUUCCUCCAUUGGCUGUCAUGACAGGCUUGUAUUGUUACAUCUUCCUGACCACUAGAAGGCAGUUAAGAGCAAAUAUAGGCACAGCUGCCGAGUCCAGGUCAUACUACCAAAAAGAACACAGACUGGCUGUUUCACUGGUUCUGGUCUUGGGUCUCUUUGCUGUCUGUUGGCUCCCUCUGUUCCUCAUGCACAGUGUGCAUUACUAUGGUCAUAAUAUUGAGGUGCCCUCUGUUGCCAUUGAUAUAGGUGUCCUCCUGUCUCAUGCUAAUUCAGCAGUUAACCCCAUAGUGUAUGCGUUUAAGAUCCCCAAGAUAAAAGAGGCGUGUAGGAAGCUGUGGAGAAGAGUUUAUCAUGACAGAGAAAAGCAGCAGAGUGAACAGAACAACACACAGAAUAAUACAGACAGAAACACAAACAGCAAUGCAGAAAACACCGGAACAAAAGACAACAGUACAGAAAACAGAAGUGCUACACAGGACUUAGUGUUAUAA